AUGGCCCUGGAGGAUAGAUUCGAGGUUUUGAAGGAGAUCGGCGAUGGAAGCUUCGGCAGUGUCGUCCUAGCAAGAGUACGCAGUGCCGGUGCCAGCGUUGCUCGAAGAGGCACAGUGAUUGCCAUCAAGACCAUGAAGAAGACCUUCGACUCAUUCACACCAUGUCUCGAACUUCGCGAGGUGGUCUUUCUGAGGACUCUACCUGCUCACCAACAUCUUGUUCCUGCCUUGGACAUCUUCUUGGAUCCUUUCAGCAAAAAGCUGCACAUCUGCAUGGAGUAUAUGGAAGGGAAUCUCUACCAACUGAUGAAGGCGCGAGACCACAAGGUCUUAGACAAUGGAAGCGUUAAGAGCAUCUUAUUCCAGAUUAUGCAAGGCCUGGAGCACAUUCACGCCCACAGCUUUUUCCACCGCGAUAUCAAGCCAGAAAAUAUUCUGGUAUCUACAUCAUCUCAUCAAGACACAACCAAUUCAUUCAGACGUUACUCAGCGUUGGUCACUCCUCCUUCCACACCCCCAAGCUAUACCGUCAAAAUAGCAGAUUUUGGUCUAGCUAGAGAAACGCAUUCCAAGCUGCCAUACACAACUUACGUCUCGACAAGGUGGUAUCGAGCACCGGAAGUCCUGCUGCGAGCUGGAGAGUACUCCGCACCAGUGGAUAUUUGGGCCGUUGGUGCUAUGGCUGUCGAGGUUGCCACACUAAAACCGUUAUUCCCUGGUGGCAACGAAGUUGACCAAGUCUGGCGAGUCUGUGAGAUCAUGGGCAGCCCGGGCAAUUGGUACAACAAGACCGGUGUUCGCGUUGGUGGUGGAGACUGGAGAGAAGGCACUAGGCUUGCUGGAAAGCUAGGUUUUUCAUUCCCCAAGAUGGCGCCCCAUGCGAUGGACACAAUUCUCCAGGCUCCGCAAUGGCCUGCAUCACUGAGCCAUUUCGUAACUUGGUGUCUGAUGUGGGAUCCCAAGAACCGACCAACUUCAACUCAAGCUCUAGCACACGAGUAUUUCACUGACGCUGUUGACCCGCUGCGACCGAAGUCUUCGGCUUCAAGAAUUUUGGGCCGCAAGCAAUCUGAUCUUGGUCGCAGCUCAAAGGACUCUGCCUCGACAACACCUACCGCAUCAAAGCCAUCCUGGUUCAGGAAGUCUCUCAUCGGCCGCUCAGAGUCUACUGAAAGCGCGCCGAUUCAACCUGUGGCUGAGAAGCCUGUUGCUGCUCGGCCAUCGCCGAUUCAUGUUGCGUCUGAAGUUGCGCCUCCCAAGGUACGCCCGGCUGCCGGCAAACGCACAACAUGGACAAACGGCCCAUCCAAUGUGGCUCCUAUGCCUAUCUUGCCGACGAUUCGCCCCAUCUCACCUUUAUCUGACGCGGUGACCGCUCAAGCAAGCAACAGAGCUCCUUCAUACAAUGACUCAUACGCCAAUGGUUCACACAGAGUCGCUGCUGUCGAGGAGAAGGCGUCCAAGAAGAUUGGUCGUCAGCUGUCGGUUGCUUCAAGCACUAACCACUACGCCGAGAUUCACAGGCAGCAAGCUGAGAGGGCCCUCAAUGGUAACACAGGAUUAGCGUCACCGCCAAGCGCUCACAAGGAGAGUUUCUUCUCUCAUCUGCGGAAAAGAGCGAGGAGGUUUUCUGGUCGUCACCAGACACCAGUCUCGCCCAGCUAUGACGAUGUCGAAGCACAGGCGGGAUGCGGUCCGUUCCCCAGCAACAGGUCAUCUAUGGUUAUUGACCAGCAGGCGCCACCGCCUGUCGCAAAGGAUACUUAUGAGUCUCUGGAUAAUGCUUUGAGGAAUGUCCACCAGAAUAUCGACAAUUCACAGGCUCCGGUCCCUCCUGCACAUCAGGUCACUAGCCACAGCAAUCUCAAACGCCAUCACUCUCUCCCUCAUCACCAACCGCGGUCCGUGGAUAAUCUCAUCGGUGCUGCUCGAGGUGGUGGUCCCAUUUCCAGCCGAACUCGCAGAGCUCAGGCCACUCACGGCGUGUACCAGUAUGAUGCUCCCGAUGAGGAAGACGAGCUUUUGGAUGAGGUUCUUAACUCGACACACCGUGCUAUGAAACGCCUCGAAAAGGAUAGCAAGCCUGGAUUGCGACAGUCUGCCAGCAACAUCGGCAUCUCAAACCCAUAUCCGACACCCUCACCAUCAGCCAGCGGCAAUGUUGUUUUGUUCGGGGACGGCCACGAAGCUGUCACCCCAAAGCCGCUGGACUUGAACAAGAAGACUGCAGAGUACAAAUGGCCCACGCCCCCAUAUGAGGAGAGCGAGUGGGCGGCGUCGGCGUCUGCCAGCAUCUGGGCAGCCAGCAAUCGAUUCUAG
This is a messenger RNA of Phaeoacremonium minimum UCRPA7, 2319 nucleotides long. Its product is annotated as putative serine threonine-protein kinase mak protein. The record is from RefSeq and is a predicted model, not a curated record. The transcript is spliced from 2 exons. Gene Ontology annotation, cellular component: cytoplasm; nucleus. Lineage: Eukaryota; Fungi; Ascomycota; Sordariomycetes; Togniniales; Togniniaceae. The coding region runs from base 1 to 2319 and encodes 772 amino acids. Gene Ontology annotation, biological process: protein phosphorylation; intracellular signal transduction. Gene Ontology annotation, molecular function: ATP binding; protein serine/threonine kinase activity.